This is a messenger RNA of Colletotrichum truncatum, 384 nucleotides long. Its product is annotated as cyclophilin type peptidyl-prolyl cis-trans isomerase/CLD. NCBI's taxonomy places the organism in Eukaryota, Fungi, Ascomycota, Sordariomycetes, Glomerellales, Glomerellaceae. Gene Ontology annotation, molecular function: peptidyl-prolyl cis-trans isomerase activity. Gene Ontology annotation, biological process: protein peptidyl-prolyl isomerization; protein folding. Gene Ontology annotation, cellular component: intracellular membrane-bounded organelle. The record is from RefSeq and is a predicted model, not a curated record.
AUGGGCCGGCCGCAGGGCUACAAGGGCUCCAAGUUCCAUCGUAUUAUCCAAGGAUUCAUGUGCCAGGGUGGUGACUUCUUGAACGGCGAUGGUACUGGUUCUAUCUGCAUCUACGGAACCUCCAAGUUCGCAGACGAGAACUUCAACCUGAAGCAUGACCAGCCAGGCUUGCUCUCCAUGGCCAACGCGGGCCCCAACACCAACGGCUCCCAGUUCUUCAUCACCACCGUCCCCACCCCCUUCUUGGACAACAAGCAUGUGGUCUUCGGCAAGGUUGUUGACGGCAUGGAUGUGGUCAAGAUGAUGGAGGCCACCAAGACGGGCUACCGCGGUAAGGAUCAGCCUAACCAGGAUGUCGUCAUUGCCCAGUGCGGUGAGAUGUGA